UCGGAAGCAACGGCGGGACGCGGGAUUUCUCCGGCCCUGCGACUGCAGAAUGGCUGGCGGCGGCGGGAAGCGCAGACCCGGCAGGGAGGGGCAGCAGUGUGAAAACACAGUUGAUGUGAAGAAGAGUAAAUCCUGUGAAGCCGAUGUCUCCAGUGACCUUCGGCAAGAAGUAGAAAAUCAUUAUAAGCUUUCUCUGCCGGAAGAUUUCUAUCACUUCUGGAAAUUCUGUGAAGAGCUUGAUCCUGAAAAGCCAGCUGAUUCACUUUCCACAAGCCUUGGACUUCGAUUAGUGGGUCCUUAUGAUAUCCUUGCCGGAAAACAUAAAAUGAAGAAAAAGUCAGCAAGCCUGAAUUUUAACCUUCACUGGAGAUUUUACUAUGAUCCUCCUGAGUUCCAGACCAUUAUUAUUGGAGAUAAUAAAACUCAAUUCCACAUGGGGUAUUUCAGGGAUUCUCCUGAUGAACUUCCUGUAUAUGUUGGUACAAAUGAAGCAAAGAAAAACUGCAUAAUUGUUCAAAGUGGAGAUAAUGUGUUUGCUGCAGUCAAAUUAUUUCUGAUGAAAAAACUUAAGGAAGUAACAGAUAAAAAGAAAACUAGUCUCUUGAAAAACAUAGAUGAAAAACUCACAGAAGCAGCCAGAGAACUGGGGUACUCACUGGAACAAAGAACCGUGAAGAUGAAACAGAGAGAUAAGAAAGUCGUGACAAAGACGUUUCAUGGAGCAGGCUUGGUUGUCCCAGUAGAUAAAAAUGAUGUUGGGUACAGAGAGCUCCCUGAAACAGAUGCCAACCUCAAGAAAAUUUGCAAGACAAUUGUUGAGGCACCAAGUGAUGAGGACAGACUAAAAGCUUUUGCUCCCAUUCAGGAAAUGAUGACUUUCGUGCAGUUUGCUAACGAUGAAUGUGACUACGGAAUGGGGCUUGAGCUGGGGAUAGAUCUCUUUUGUUACGGCUCACACUAUUUUCAUAAAGUUGCUGGCCAGCUUUUGCCUCUUGCAUAUAAUCUGUUGAAGAGGAAUCUCUUUGCAGAAAUUAUUGAACAUCACCUGGCAAACAGAAUUAAUGAGUCAAAAUGUACAGAGGUCAGAAGACGUGACCCAGAGGAUGGCAGUGGAAGACCAGAAAAAGGUUUAUGUUCGCACCGAAUCCGAGACACCCACAGCCUCUUCUUAAACCCUCGUUCCCACUGUAAACUUCGUUCCUAUCUCCAUAUUUGAUUCAGUUGAACAUUAUUGAAGCGGGGUCUUGGUUUGCCGUCUGGGCCAUAUGACGGAGGAUAUCUUUUUUUGUUAUAAUGCCAAGGAGGCGCCUGGAAGGAAUAAACAGAAGAGUGCUAUUUCAAUAAAAGAGAAAAGAAAAGAAGAGCUAAAUCUAUAGCUAACUUUUUUUUUAUUUUGACAGGAAUAGAGCAAAGCAAGCACUGUGAUUUUGUAUUUUCAGAAAGUGUUUUAUAGGUAAAGAUAAUUAAUUAGCCAGCAACCAUCCCUUGAUAUGAAAGUAUUAUGGUCACUAAUAAUACAAUGUCCUUUCCACUGAAACUCUUAAGAACUGCAUGCCUCACUGAAGUAGAGGUAUUUUGAUUAAUGUAUGCCAACAAAAAAGUAACAAAAAAUGGGAGAAAGUAUAAAAUAAGAAAUGACACUGAUCCCAUUUGAAAAGGGAAAAUUCAUCCCCAUGACAUCAAGAAAGCAGUAAAAUGUCUGAUGACCAAUUCUCCUCAAUAUUCCACGGUUUUAAAACCAAACUUAACCAACUUAAAAAAAUAAUGUAAAGACUGCCCAGUUGUAUGCAGAAUCUUCAUGAAAGCACACACAGUGGCGAUAAAACAAAUGCAUAUAAAAUGGUCAACAAAGAACUCCAAUGCCAAACUUCAGAGCCCCAAGAAUAAAUCUAUAAGACAACCCGAGUUUCUAGCACACACAUCAAUGUUUUCCUCUUUUGAUUUUGGCCAAAAAAGUUAAGAUACAGUGCUUUUAUGAAAGUCUUGGUUGUUAAUGCUCACAUUAAAAGGUAGGUGAAAAGUCAAGAAGCAGUCCUGAAAGAUUACAGGUGAAGCAAGAAGCAGAAUGAAUGAGAAGCUACGUAUUAUUCUGGUUAGUAGUUUUUAAAAAAGGAAGCAUGAAACACUUGUGAAGUAUUAGCAUACAACAGGAAUACAUAAUCAGUUGUGUACUUAAGCAAACUGGGACAGGUGUUACAUAGGUAUGACAAUUGCAGGGCAAAAUAAUUUCAGGCAUUAAUUGCUAAAGCCAGAUGAUUUUUUAGGUUAUAUUAUUAAGAUAAUUCAAAUUUUAUCUUUAGUCAUGAAACCACUAGGACAUAAAGCUGGAUAAAACAAAUGCAUGUGACCUCAAGAGCUGCUCCCAGCAUUCUGGAAACAUAAAGGGGCACGCGCAUAAUCUAAGUUCAGGUUACUGAAAUGGCAGGACACACAUUCUUGACUGUGAAGGGAUGCAAGAUGUAGCAGAAGAAGAAUUAAUGCCAAGAUCACAAAUAUAUACACAUUACACUGAGUGUGCCCAUAAAAAAUCCAUUUAACAUUCAGCAACUGUACCAUUGCUGAGCUCCAUUAACAAUCAUUUAUGAGCUUAGAUUUACCACAAGACUACCACAAGUUAAGGAAACAUAGACUUUUUUUUUUUAACCAGUCAGGCAUCUUCUGAGACUGGUGUAUCUGCUAAGGUAGACAGACUUGUGUUUAAGAAUGUCCAAUGAUAUUUACUCAUUUAACUACCAAACUGUUUAGAGUUCUUAAACUGCAACCAAUGAUUUUGAUGAGAGAUGGUAACUUUUGCUCACUUCCUGUGAAUGUAAUUUUAUAAAUAUCCAAAUUUAAUUUCAUAGACAUAGUUUAUGAGAUAGAACUGUAACUGGGAGCAUGUAGGAUUUUUUUACUCGGCGUGUAUCUGGGAAAGCGAGAACUGAACAGGUCACAAGGGUCAUGCUUCCUGACUUGGAAGGUGUCUAAUGAGGAGGUCUGACAUAUCUAAUCACCAAGGGUUCCACGCGCUGCUUUAGUUGCUCGAGAUGCUCUAACAUGUUCUUCUUGGUGAUGAUCCCCAAGACAAUCCUGAAACAGAUCAUGUUAUGCUAAUAACUGUGAGAAAUCAAAGUAAAACAGGCUCCAAUCAUAAUGAUAAAGAAGGAGAGAAAAAAACAAAAACAUGAACCAUAAGAAUGCUUUUAAUGAAAUUUAGAAAAACAAAAACAAAGAUGAUUUGAAAUCCCAGGUCCCAUUUGCAUAAAUUUUACUGACUUUCAUAAGAGAGAUGAUACUAUUUUUAAAUGUUGGUGGAUUGUUUUCCUUUUUAAAUUAAAAAGCAACACUAUAAAAGGUCACAAUGAAGAUGAUUAUAAAGAAGAGUAAAAAAGAAACAAUAUUAACACAGCUAUAAACCUCUAAAAUUUAGUUUCAUUUUCAGUGUCCUUCUUUAGGGGAAAAGUAUUUUCCUAAUUGCUAAGAAGUCACAAUGUGGCAACGAUUAUUUGGAUCUACCUCAGGAGGGAGGAGGUGGAGGCUUGGCCUUAAUUCUCUAUGAAGAGACUGAGAAACCCCUUGGAUCUUACUAUUUUUCAGAUUAAAAUUAAUGUCAAUGUGCACUUCUAUAAAUAAUGCCAACCAACAUAAACAACCCACAAUUUUCAGGGCCUGCUCAAAGCCACUUCUUAAACUAGUAAGAUGUGUUUAUGAUUAGGGGUCAAAAUGACUUUUACAUUAUGCAUUUCAUUUUCUAAAUGAUUCUCAGCAAAAUGAUGGAUAUAAAUUCUCACAAGGAUUCUGGAAAAUAAUUAGAUUUAUUAGAACAAAAUCCUGAUUACUGGUUUUAUAGUGGAAGUCAAUGAAUUCUACUACAAUAUAUGGCAACAUAGAAAAUGAAUGUCAAAAACCUUAGAAAGGUUUAAUCAUGAAAUUCUGGACAAUCCUCCAGAACGCCCUUCAGGGUAACUGGACAGUGCCCUGGUCGACUUUACAAUUCAACUGCCUUUGAACAUUCUGACGUUAAAGAAUGUUUCACUCAGUCAAAGCAGUCUGGGACUACAGACGUGUCAAUUAUAAAGUUACUAAGGAGGAUGCCUGGGGGGUGGGGCGGGAAAGCAGGAAGAACAGAGACUGGGAAAGACAAAAAUAGAUUUUCUGCUAAUGUUUUCUCAUUAUUUAAAAUAAUCGACGGAUCCUUAAGAACAAAGAUAAAUUGCAAAGUUCUCCGAGCAUGGGAACAAAUUCUCCCUCCAAAAAUGCUUAGAAAAUGCACUCAUGAAAUAAAAAAUGCAUAUAUAUAAGAAGCACUUAACUCACUCAAAUAGAUGUUCUUCUCUAAGUGUGUGAGGGAAAUAAAAGACAAAAAAAAAACCCCAUCAAUUCACUUUAAUUUAUAGUUGGAGUCUGGAAAUGUGAAAACCUUGACAAUUAAAUAGCUGCAGUGUCAUUCUUACUCAUUCUUUCCUACCCAAGUACAUACAGUGAUUAAUUGCAGUUAGUAUAUUAGUAAGCUCCACCAAAUGACAAGGUGCAAAAUGAGGAAAGUUACAGAUUUAUGAAGGAGCAAAUGGCAAAUUUAGAGACUUACAAAGUGAUCUCUAUAUUACAAAGUAAUGGCCUUAAAAGGGAGGAAGUAACAUGUAUUUCCUCUCUAAUGAAGAAGAGUGAUUUGAGAAUAAAGCCAGGUUCACUGUUACUUUAUUAAUUUCAGAAAGUGUAAAGAAACUCAAUGCAAAAUUUAACUCAUAUAAAGACUAAUCUGCUAUUUCCCCGUGGGCUAACAAGCAUGAUAUAAGUGUAACAGAGCAUGACCCAACAUUUUCCUAAAAUAUGUUCCAAAAAGCACCAGUCUCAGGAGUCUGGCCCUCUUCCCUCCAUCAAAAACCAAAAACCAAAACCAAACCAAACCAAAAGACUGCACAUUCAAACAAGUUUGGAAAACUUUAUUUCUUAUUAUCUCUGAGAGUCAAGUAAUGAACAUUGUAAGUUUUGAGACAUUUCACAAUAAAAAAAAAAAAAAACCUCAACUGUAUUUAAUUCAAUAACUUCCAAACCUAUAUGGUCACAAAACUCUUUGAGCAAUGCUUACUGACAUCCUGCUAGUUCCACCAAAACUAAAAAGAUUUUGAGAAAUUCUGUUAAUUAAAAUAUAAAAUACGGGAAAUCUGUAGCUGGCAUCUUUAAAAUGUACAGACAUACUUUCUCCCUCAUCUCUCUAUUCUCAUUUUCUACUUGUAUCUAAGAGUCUGGACUUGUGGCACAUCUUUCCCCAAAUAGUUAAUUUCGACCUCUAUGGACCCAAUGAGAACUAGAAGGUGCUGACAGUUUUCUGGAUCUUCACACUAUCCACUAAAAUACAGAUGGUAUGGCUGCUUUUCUAGGUUUAAAUCAUUCAACUUCAAGUGAGAAUAAAAUGCUCUACCUUCCUUACAUGCUGCAAAGAAAAUAAACGCCCAAAAGCUACCACUCCUAACGAUCUCUUUCUUUCUCUCUAUAUAGACUUACUUUCCUUGAAGUACAGAAAUAAGGAAAUUAUAAUCAAGGCAAUUAAACAUAUUUUUUAAGAAAAAGCUACCCCCACACACAAGCUUUCUUGUGUACAGGCAAUAUCAGGGAAGAUUUUAAUUAGCUGUCCCACCUCCAUUUUUAAGUUUUUACACUUUAAGUAUUUUCCUUUCUAAUAUCUGUGCUGCCAAAAAUCUAGAAAUUUAGCAGCAAAGUGAAUUAUGGUAAUUGACCCAUCCAACUUGGUGAUCACAGGUAAUCAUGACUAGAGAAUGACAUUUAUAUGUGUUAGCACAUAAAAGGACCAUCCCAGGCACAGAGAAUAACUCAGAGCAAGUAAAAAUUAUAACUCAGCUUAGUUGCUCAUUGAGCCAUUUAUAAUUAAAAGGGUCCCCAAAUCCAUAUAAAUUCAUAAAAAGUUGCCCCAUUUAACAUGUACUUAUUAAGUUUUUAAAUGAUGAAGUUUGGUACUACUAUUUUUUUUAUUAAACAACAUUAAAAGUUAUCAUACAUCUCUUCUCAAUCAGUAUUUGUGACAUUUAACAAUUUGAAACUUCCUGCCUUUAAUCAAGAGUUCUGUUACUUUAAUAAUUUAUUUCACACUAUUUAGAGUGAUUUUUUUAAGAAAGAGAGAG
Molecule: messenger RNA, 6119 nt
Organism: Suricata suricatta (meerkat)
Lineage: Eukaryota; Metazoa; Chordata; Mammalia; Carnivora; Herpestidae
Product: histone PARylation factor 1
Exons: 10
Coding region: 50-1216 (388 amino acids)
Biological process (GO): regulation of protein ADP-ribosylation; DNA damage response
Cellular component (GO): nucleus
Molecular function (GO): poly-ADP-D-ribose binding; histone binding
Source: RefSeq, a predicted model, not a curated record